UAAUAAUUUCAGCAUCGUUACAAGAACGCAUUACGGGAAUACCAAAAGCUUGAAAAUGGCGGCUUAGUGAUGGUACCAUUUGGAAUAUUUUGGUCUCGCUAAGGCGUUGCAAAUUUCUAAAAACGAUGCCGCCAGGAAAGUCAAAACCUAAAGAUGACACUUGGACAACAAAUGAGCUGAAUCAAGCAUUAAAGGGAGCACGUGGAGAUCAGGAUAGAAAAAGAAGAUCAAGGAAUGAUGAUGAUGACAGAAGACUCAAACACCAUGAUGAAGGAGAUGCAAGUCGGCGCAAACACAAAGAUGGUAGCAAAAGGUCACACAGGCGUGAAGAUGAUGGUGGUAAAGACAAAAGCAGAAGUAAUCGAGAUGCUUCACCUGAACCUUUGGUGGGACUUACUGAGGAGGACAGAGAAAGGUUAAGACAAGAGAGACGGGAGAGACGAGGAGGAAAAACAGAGAAAAAGGAGGAAAAGCCUCAGCAUAAGGAAGAAAAGCCUGUAGACAACAAUGAAGAUAUAAUAAGACGCCAUCACAGAGAUGAAGAAGAACGCAGACGUAGAAAAGAAACAAAUGAUGAGAGGUAUGCAAAAGGUGACAGGGGGCAGAGUAAAGACAGAGAGGAAAGAGAGCCAAGACAAGCAGACAAGGAGAGAAGGCAUGAAAAAGGUAACAGAGAGAGAAGACAUGAAGAACGUGACAAAGAGCAAAGACGUGAAAAGAGUGACAGAGAGCGCAGGUAUGAAGAUGCUGACAGAGAGAAAAGGCAUGAAGAACGUGAAACAGAGCGGCGGCAUAAAAAAGAUGAUUCAGAACGGAAACGGGAAAAAGAGGACACAGAAAGGCGCCAUGAAAAAGAUGGCAGGGGAAGACACUUUAAAACAGAUGAAGAGGAGCAUGAUUAUAAUAGGAAUGAAAGAGAACAGCAUAUAGAACGAGAGUAUAAAAUACAAAGACGACACAGGAGUGGGAAGGAGUCAGAACACAGAGAGGUUGAUGAAGAUGAAUAUGAGCGUAGUCAUCAUGAGAAGAGAGAAAAGAGAGAAAAACACAACAGACAAACUGAGGGCAUGGAACUGACUGCUCAGGAACUAGCUAAGAGGGAAAAUCAUCACCGUGAAAGAGAUGAUGAUCGAGAUCAUGGCAGAUAUCAACAGGACAAAGAUGUCAAAAAUGGGGAGGAUAAGAAUAGAGACAGGGAGAGAGAAGAACGUCGGCGCAGAAGAGAAAAAGAAAAAGAAGAGCGCCACAAGGAUCGGAAAGAAAAACAAAAAGAUCCAGAUGAAUGGACUAAGGAACGAGAGAAUUAUCAUAGAAGCAGGGAUUCUGAGAAGGAUAAACAAAGUCAACAAGAACAGAAUAAAGAACAGCAGAAUGCAAAGUAUGAGAAAAAGCAAAAAGAGGGAAAGGAGAUGAUUUUUCAGGCAAAUGCUGAGGACAAUUACGAUGAAUAUGAAGAUGAUUUUGAGGACUAUGAAGAAGACUUUGAAGAAGAAAACCAGGAUAUACAACAAGACUCUGACAGUGGAGGAGAUGACCAAGAUGUCCAGGAUUACAACCGGAAUAGGAUGCCAGAGAAAACACAUCCAAAAUCUUUUAUUAACUUCGUCUCAGCCAAGCAGCGGGUCAUGAACAAGUCAGCAGCUAGCAGAGCAAGACAUCGUGCAGAAGAUUUGCAGAAUAUGAUCGAGCUGGACACCGUCUGCUAUGACAUGCUUGACUUGCCACCUGUCAAGGAGUAUGAGCUCUACAUUCGCAGCUUUGGACGCUCAAACACUAAACAAGCUUAUGUGCAAACAAAUGAAGAUGCUGUUGAAAGGGAUGUCCAGACAGAAAAAGCAGAUGACUUGAAAAAGUGGACACAACACCCUGCAGAUGACAUAGAUGCUUGUGGAGGGGAGGGACUGCUGGUUAAAGAGAGUUCAUCACAUACACGAGCAAACAGCAACCUUGAAACAAUUGCUUUAGGACAUUUCCUGGAACAGUCUGCCCAGAUAUUUAGCACUUUGCUAGAGGAAGAGAGGGGACUGGGUGAGCGCAGUGACUGUACUGCGGACAAAUCAAACCUUAGCAUCAGUGAAGGAGUCACACAACUUGCUUCUCUCCCUUUUCUCGCAGGACGCUAUGUUAAACAAGCUUCUUUCUGUCUCCUACAGCCGCACGUGUUUUUGACAAUAUAUAGCAAACCAAAGGAGGUUUCAGAAGAAAACCCUAUAGAUAACUAUGGUCUUAUCUGUGUUUGGAACACCAAGGAGAUUGCAUAUCCUCAAAGAAUCCUGACAAGUGUAAGUGAGCCAACAUGUGCCUGUUUCAGCCCCAUCCGAGCUUCUUUGGUCAUAGCUGGCUUGGUGGAUGGGUCUGUGUGUGUAUGGGACCUAAGAGAACCCUCAUCUCUCCAUCGCACAGUCUUCUUGCAAGAUCAAGAUGUUUGUAUUCGGUUUCCAACAUAUAACACAGCGGGUGUUAGUGAGAAGGAAAACCAUCACAGUCCAGUAGUUGCCAUCACUGCUGUCCACCCAACAGUCCUCAGAAAAGAGGUUGAGGAGAGUUACUUUGAGAAUACUCUGGGCUUGUCCUUUCAGCUAGCUUCAGUGGAGGAGAAUGCAGUUAUCAACCUUUGGGUAGUGACAGAAAUACCAUUGCCAGACAUGGCGGGGUCAGGGAUAGACUUAGGACUUGCACCAGGUGGCCGCAUCAAACUUGUCCAUACUUCAAGCAUAACCUUGGAGAGCCCAAACAAAAAUGUACAGGCUGGGAAUCCAAGAGCACGGGAUGUCAAGCUAAAUCCAUCUGACUUGAAUCAUUUUUUUGUUGCCACAGACCUGGGUCAGGUGAUUCAUGGGGUGCGAUUUGGUUCACGAGUGUAUCCACGUGUCUUUCAACCUGUAGCAGAUUCCCCUUGUUGUGUGACCUGCAUUGAUUUCUCACCAUUUGGAGAGCCAUACUUUCUGGCUGGCUGUGAAGAUGGAACUGUCAACCUCUACCACACAUCUUCAGAACACCCUUUGACAUCUUGGUCUACAUUUUCUAGUGGAUACUCCAUUGUCUCCAUCCAGUGGUCACAGAGUCGGCCAGCUGUAUUCUUUGUCCUGAAUACUAACUCUGUGGUCUUUGUUUUUGACUUAACUGAAACUGGUCUGUCACCUGUCCACACAGAUCAGGUCUCUUCUGACAGGGUAACAUUUAUGGCAGUUGCCAGUGAUCCAGUCAUCACUGGCAUUGGAAAAUCUCAGCCUGCUCAUUUUCUGCUGUGUCUAGGAAAUGGAGUAACUGAACUUCAUUCAGUUUGUGCUGGCCUACGUCAACAACAGCCUCUAGAGAGAGAGUUUCUUGCACAUUAUCAGGAACGUUUUUGAUGAACAUACUUAUCUAUUUAAAAAGUAUGCCGAUCGAUGAGACUUUGGAAAGACUGUUUCGUUAAUAAACUCCAUAUGUAUCUUUAAUUUAUUUGGUAAGUUCUUGUGGGGAUAAUGUAGACUAACAUUAGAUCAUUACUACAAAGAUAAUGAAAAAGCACAGUCUGCACACACACACACACACAAAUGCAUCCACAUGUAGUGUUAGAGGAAAGGUUUCAUCAAAUACGUCUGAAAGAAUAAAGCUUUUCAGUUUGCUUGUGCAUGCAGGUAAUUAAGACAGAUUUUGUAAGAGAACCAUUGUGCAUGAUACUGUAUUUUUGUAAUGAAUCUUUUAUACAGGAUUCUUGAAUUUGAGCUCAUUUUUGGGACCUAUAAAUUGUUUAUAUGAAAAUUACAGUAUAUGACGGUUUAAAAUCAAGUUUUGAAUAUGCUAAAAUAUGCAGGAGUUAAUUGGUAUAGCAAAGUGUUGCAGCAGAGUCGACAAAAUUUCUUAUUGGCACACACAAAUCUUGUAUAUCUUUCUCCAACUUGACAAUAUUACCAUUCCUAUUUCUGACUCAGCUAAAAGGCUGGGUUUUUCUUAGACAACACUCUAUGCAUCAGCUUAUGUUCCAUAUUACCGAGUCAUACCAUUCUCAUCUGUAAUUCAUUAACUAGAUCUGAAAACAUCUUCCAGCUGAUGCUGCCACUAAACUUGUUAUCUCUGUAGUCCUUUCUUGCAUUGACUAUUGUUAUUUUCUUUUUACUGGCUUUCCUGACUCCAUGUUCUCCAGAUUGUUCAAAACAACUCUUCCCUUCUCAUUUUUUGAUCACUUGACUUCUCUCCUUACAGCACUCCAUUGCUCCCAUAUUCUAACUGCAUUCAGUAUAAAGUCAACAUCUUGUUACAAGGCACCCACCUACCUAGUGAACUCAUAUCUACACACUGCCUCAUUCUCUGUUCCUGUUCUGAUCCCCUCAGGAUUUGCAUUCCUCAGACCCAAUACCUUAGUUUUGGUCCAAGUUUUUUUUCUGGUCCUGUUACCUGGAAUGAACCCCAUUUUCACCAGAAACUUGCUUUUUCUUCAAACGUCACUUAACACUGACCUUUUUCUUCUCCUAUAGUGUGCUUGGCCAUGUGGUCAUACUACAGCCAUGAAGUGCUGCAGUGAAUAUGGUUAAUUUAUAAAGUAGUUAUAUAACAAAAAUCACAAGGAUAAAUCAAAAUAAAACUGUUUUAUUAAGAUUGGUUUGGUUAUGACAUUUAUAGUAUGGUCAUUUGAAAAUGCAUUAUUUUUUUCUGAAUUUGAGAAAUAUUUUCAUGAUUUUUAAAAAAAAAUAUACAGGUUCAAAUUAUUAUAAUUUAAACUUCACUUGGAUAGAGAAUUUCAUGACUUAACAUUAACCAUGAUAACUCAUAAUGUUCUAUGAGCCAGACUGAAAAUUGAAGAAAAAGCUGUAUUCAAAUAGAUUUUAAUGGUCAUAUGAUCAUGUUUUGCUACACUGAAGCAUCAAGCUGGUCUGGAAAAUUUGUCAGACAACUAUUUUUAGUUUCCAAUUAAAAUAUUGAUGCAA
Messenger RNA from Pomacea canaliculata, 4910 nucleotides. Its product is annotated as WD repeat-containing protein 60-like. Gene Ontology annotation, biological process: intraciliary transport. The record is from RefSeq and is a predicted model, not a curated record. The transcript is spliced from 32 exons. Lineage: Eukaryota; Metazoa; Mollusca; Gastropoda; Architaenioglossa; Ampullariidae. Bases 126 to 3353 code for a protein of 1075 amino acids. Gene Ontology annotation, cellular component: cytoplasmic dynein complex. Gene Ontology annotation, molecular function: dynein light chain binding; dynein heavy chain binding.